CUUUGGUUUGCCCGACUUUGUAGAGAGAAGACCUUCUUGAGUCCUUUAUUGAUCUAUUAUAAGAAAGGUACAGCGGCACAACUGAAACCCGGCUCAGGCACCGCAGCUCAGGUUCCUGAACGUUGGAUCUGCGUAUCCACAUUUCACUUCGGACGAACCAGGCGACCCCACCUUUUGCGCAACCUCCCCAGCGCGUAGGUAUUGUUCAGCCUUCACCUUUUUGUGUUUCUUUCUGUUUCGACGAAUUACGGAAUACGGGUGACGAGAAGCACCGAACGGUGUUGGAAAAGACUUGGAUCGGUCUUCUCUCGCCCGUCUCGUGGUUGGGUUGCAACGCCAAAGCUUCCAAACCAGGAACCAUCUGCGCAUCGACGUCAUAGCAGUCAUCAGGGUCCUGGAGAGCUGACGCGAGGGACCUGUUGACCGCCAGACCCAGCGAGACGAGGCAACCUCUAAAAAGGUCGGAAACCCCAAAGGAUAAGCAAAAGAAGGAAAAAGAAGGGCGACACAACGCGAAGCCACCCAGCAGCAACGUGAGCGACAGACAGCCAAAGGAACGGGGCAAGCAAACCCUCAAGGCUUCCUCUUCCAAGGCUCAAGCAGUUUGUCAGUCCCGAUUGGCAGAGCGACUUUCGACUUUCUAUUCGCGCCCUUCAAUUUCAUUAUAAACCAACCCCGUCGCAUCUCCUCGUAACGAGGAUUUUCCGAAUCGCCAACUCUCUCUCUACACCCGUCUUCGACCAAAUCCACUGCUCAAAAAGAGCAGAACACCACCAAAAGAUGCUCUUCGCAAUGAUGUUCGCCUUUUGGCGAUUCCUCGAAAUCAUCACCUUGAUACCAACAAUGGGCAUGCUCGCCUACUUCGUCGACGGCUACGUCAAGGCCAACCAGCUCACGCCCACCUACAUCCUCAUCCUCUUCAUCGUCUCCGUCCUCGCGCUGGCCUGGUGCAUCGCCACUUUAUUUUCCUACCACCGCUCCACCACCAACGCGCAAUUUGUCUCCUUUGUCGAUUUGGCUUUCGUCGGUGCCUUCAUCGCCGCCGUCUUUUACCUGCGCUGGAUCGGCAACGUGAACUGCACCUCCGUCGACCGGGGCAACCCUUAUUUCCUCGACUUGGGCGCCGUGGGGUCCGCCAACUUUAACACGUUCCGCAUCAACAUCAACAAGACGUGUGCGAUGUUGAAAGCGUGCUUCGCUUUUGGUAUCAUGAAUUGCAUCUUCUUUUUCAUCACCAGUCUGUUGGCGUGGAUUCAUGGUGGACAUACGGCGCGGGGCGAGAGGGUGUACACGAGGAAGACGACGACUCAUCACCAUCAUCACCACGGUGGACAUGGGAGGAGGAGUCACAGUGGGAGCCAUAGUCGCAGCAGGAGGUCAAGGUCGCAUUCGAGGUCGUAUGUUUAGGAGAGAUGGGACAUUGUUUGUGAGGUUUGGGAGCAUGUAAGGGAGGAGUAUUGGCAGGCGCCGUUGCCUUUGGAUCAUCAACGAGAACGACGAUUACCGCCUACGGAAAACUUACAGCAACAAGUUGCUGGCGUUGGCAGCCAAUGACGGUUGUUGAAGGGUUGGAUGAUGCACAUGUUUCUUCAGGAAAGAUGAUGAUGAUUAUAACGAUGAUGGAUGGAUGGAUGGAUGGAGAUACGGAAGGAAGGUCAAAGGGGAGCUGCGCUCCUCUGCGAACCUGGGUUUUUUUUAUGACUGUAAUGAAUUGCCAUGUACAUAACUUGAUGACGAUGAUGAUGAUGAGAAGAGGAAUCACGUACGGCAGAUAACCAAGCUUCUCCUUAUAUAGAAUACGAUAAACGGCCAGUGGCCAACGCUUUUUGCACCCAGAGACCCCUUGGGUUGGGUGGCGUGACACACUCGCGCGUCAGGAAAAAUGGCUUUCUUAUUCAAAAAGGUAAGAUCGAA
This is a messenger RNA of Neurospora crassa OR74A, 1914 nucleotides long. RefSeq lists its product as hypothetical. NCBI's taxonomy places the organism in Eukaryota, Fungi, Ascomycota, Sordariomycetes, Sordariales, Sordariaceae. The record is from RefSeq and is a predicted model, not a curated record. The transcript is spliced from 2 exons. The coding region runs from base 781 to 1407 and encodes 208 amino acids.